Messenger RNA from Theileria equi strain WA, 717 nucleotides. RefSeq lists its product as hypothetical. Gene Ontology annotation, molecular function: pseudouridine synthase activity; RNA binding. The record is from RefSeq and is a predicted model, not a curated record. Gene Ontology annotation, biological process: pseudouridine synthesis. The transcript is spliced from 4 exons. Bases 1 to 717 code for a protein of 238 amino acids. NCBI's taxonomy places the organism in Eukaryota, Apicomplexa, Aconoidasida, Piroplasmida, Theileriidae.
AUGCAUUUUAGAAUAAGCACAUUUUGUGCCAAGAAUAAUUUGUGCUCGAAAUCCGAUGCCAAGAAAUACAUUAAACAUGGUAUGUUAAAAGUUAAUGAUAAGAUUAUAGACAAGGAUAUUCUACUACCUAGUGAUUUUAAUUCUAAUAGGAUUGAAUUUAUCAAGAGAGUCAUAGAUAUACAGAAUAAUAAAAUCUCUUUAUUAUUGCACAAACCGGAAGGCUAUUCAUCUAUUUAUACUAAUCAGUCUCAUAAAUGGUCUAAAAAUUUAUUGAUACCAGAAAACCGCUCUGAUGAAGAUGUAAAAAGUAAUUUUCAACCAUCCAAACUGAAGAAUUUGAUACCAAUAAUUCCUCUAGAAACUUCUGUCAGUGGAUUACUCAUAUAUUCGCAGAAUAAAAGUUUGACAUCACUAUUAUCGGAUGUGGAUGAAGAAUAUCAUGUUAUUUUUAGAGAUAUUCUAACUGAUAAAAAAUUGUUUGUUUUAAAUGAUGAGAUUUAUUUGGAUGGAGUCUUGAUUUCACCAUUCACAGUGAAACCAAUAAGUAACCAUUCCGCUUUCAUCUCACUAAAAGGUUCAUCAAACAAGUUACGAAGAGCAUGUUUAUUAGCCGGUUUAGAAGUUAAAACAUUGAAAAGGGUACGAAUUUCUAAUGUUAAACUCGGUUUGUUGCUACCGGGUAAAUGGAAGCUUAUACGUAAUUAUGAAAUAUCAUGA